Episyrphus balteatus (marmalade hoverfly) is the source of this 6553-nucleotide messenger RNA. RefSeq names its product AF4/FMR2 family member lilli (gene lilli). Gene Ontology annotation, biological process: regulation of gene expression. Lineage: Eukaryota; Metazoa; Arthropoda; Insecta; Diptera; Syrphidae. Gene Ontology annotation, cellular component: nucleus; super elongation complex. The transcript has 15 exons. The record is from RefSeq and is a predicted model, not a curated record. The coding region runs from base 1155 to 6491 and encodes 1778 amino acids.
AAUCAAAUAAAUAAAAAAAAAAAAAAACAAAACAAAUAAUAAAAUUACUUAAAAAAAAAAUAAUAUUUUACAAAAAAAAAUAUCAAAAUAAAUAACACCAAAUAAAAUUGUUUAGUGUUUGUAAACAAACACAAAAACAUCAACAACUUCAAAAACAAAACAAACAAAAAUUAAAACAUUUCUUCAAAAAAAAAAAGCAUACAAAAAAAAUAAUCUUAUGAUUUCUUCAAAGAAACAACCUUCAACCACAAAAACAUCAAGAAAUGAUUCACAAUGAGAGACUUUAGUAAGAAGCUUACUAAACCCAAUGAAAUGGAUAUGAAGAAAAUACCAAAACCACGGUACUACAAACUUUAAUUUGAAAUAAUUAAUUGCGAAAAAAUAAAACAAAUAGAGAGAACAAUAACAAUGAAACAAGUGCAUAAUUAUCAAACAUAAAAAAAAAAAAAAUAGUGGCCUAAAAGUGCAACCUUAUAGGUAGCACAUUAAUUUUUUUUUCAAUUUUGUUUCUAUGUGAAUACAAGGGUUUACCUCAAAAACCACUACCAUCCCAUUACCACAACCGCCCCUUUGUUGUUAUGUGGGUGUGGGUUGGCGUGCUUAAUUUUGGAAAACAAAAGAAAAAAACAAAAAUGAUUUUUUGUAAACUCUGACCAAACUUUAUUUCUAUUCCGAAAGGAAGUUAAACAAAACAACUAUAACAACAGAAAAAAAAAAGAAAAAAAUCCUUACACAUCACAAAAAAAUAACAAAAGCAAAAAUAAACAAAAAGAAAAAAAAAAAUAAAAGAAUGGAGAGAAAUUUUAUAUUUUGUUCGUGUAUUUCUCCCUUACUUCUUUGAAUUCCUAACACACAACCUAAAAACACAAAAACUUCAAUAAAAUUUGCAAAAAAAAGGAUACAAAUCAAAUUAGUUUCUUUUUCAAGAACAAGGACAUUUUUGUUGCACACAAAAAAAAUUAAUUUUUCAAGAAGCUUAUUUAACCGUUAUUUGUGUGGUGUGUGUGGUGUUUUGACUGACGACAGAAACACUCCUCCUUCAUGCAGCUGGAACUACAUAUAGAUCGUAUAUUUUUUGUUUUGUUUUUCACGCAUAAAUGCACACCACAGGUAGUAGGUUGAUAGAAAAACAGCAAUAAUAAUCAACAGACAAAAUGGAGGACUACGACCGCCGGGAACGUAGAGAACGAGAUAAGUUGGCUCGCCAACAAGUUCAACACUCCGAUCGGCAGCAAGGACUCUUUCGGGAACCGAUUAGGGUUGAUCCAUCUGAAGGUGAUCAUAUAAUCACAAGUAAAUUGGGUGAUUUUUCAAUGGCCAAGCCAUUGAUUGAACAAAAAGGUUUUAUUGGAAUAACAUCUGGCCGAAGGCCGCCUCCAAUGCAACCACCGCCACCUCAACCAAUGCCACCACAAUCGAGUAGCAGUAAUAACAAUCGCCUGCCACUACCACCGCCCUCACAUAGCUAUCAACAGCAGCAACAACAACAACAAACGCAUCCACCGCAAUCGCGUUUGCCAUAUAUGAAACAAGCUGAUAACAAACCACCUUACAAUGGUCGUGGUGGCUAUCCUGGUCAGCCGGUUAAAAAUGAUAUUCGAUCGAGUAGCGGUAUGGCCCCACCUAGAGGACCACCACCACAAUCUUCAUCUUCCUCCUCGUCGUCGUCUUCUUCGUUGUCAUCAUCUAAUCUCUUACCACCACCAGCUACUUCGAUAAUGCCGAAUGGUAGACAAGGUGGUAGUAGUAGUAGUAAAAUGGGACAUCAUUCGUCAUCAUUACACAAUGGCCAUUUCUCACAGCCAUCGAUACCAAAUAUGCACAAGAUAACCCAAGAAAAGGAUAUCAAUUCGAUACUUAGCGAAAUGAUGACUUCGGUGACGCCACACACGGAAAUUAGUGCAACGCCGAGAAUACAAAUUGAAAAUUACGAUUUGAAUGGACCGAAUAGGCACAAGUAUUCUUUGGCUCCGCCGAUGCCUAAACCGCCAAAGGAAUCACCGAUUAAACCCAAAGAAAAAAUUUCGGUGCCAAAUUCAACAAUCCUGGACCAUGAUUUGGAACUUUCAGAGAGUGACGAUGAACGUAAAAAACAGACUUCUGUUGACCAGACCUCUGCAAAUUCUAGUGAAAGCUCUGAAACCAAUUCUAGUGAAUCGGGUAGCGAAGAAUCGAAUGGUACCAAAGUUGAACCAGCCCCACCGCCACCGCCUCCUUCGAAUCAGUACAAUUGGAAUUUAAGUCGUUUCUUUAAUAAACAACAAGCAGCGACACAGGCACAAAAUGAUGCAUCACCGCAUAGUGGUGGCGUUGGAGGUGUUGUUGGAGGUGUAAUGCCAACAACGCAUCAGAUUCCUGAGCCGAGUAUCAAAAAUGAACCAUCAAUGCCAGUCGAUGAUGAUCAUUUGGGAUCGGCAUCGAUAUCACCAUUGCGAGAGCCACCGAUUUUGGCCCAUCAUAUAGCACAGCAACCAUUGUCGCCGAUUAUGAAUCAUCAUCUGCCUGCCAUUGGUGAAAUAAAAAAGGAGAGUGAUUCAUUAUUUUCGAUGCCAGGUAGUAAAUUGCUUCCAUCAGCGACGACGACGGCGGCAGUUGUUGAUGAAUUUGUGACAAUCCAACCGGGACAAAUAAAGAAUGAAUCAUUCGAAAAGAGUCCCUCAUCGAGUCCUAUUCAAGAUGAGAAGCAGUUAUAUGCCGUGGAGUCGGAUCAAUCGUCGGCGAUAUUUGAAGCUGCCGCUGAAUAUGAAGGCAUCAAACCGUUAUCGGGACUGAGUGAUAGCAGUAGUUGUGAAACGGUUCCGGAAGCGGAAAAAGUGAUGGUGCCGCCUGUUUUGGCUCCUCCAUCACCACUGCCGCCUGUUAUUCCAGCACCGGUUAUUGUUCCGGUGGUGCCAAAGCCCUCACCAAAGUUGAAAAACUCUUCCCCUCCCACUGCCGGUAAAAAGAGGCGGAAAAGACUGCCCAAAGAUAAAAAGCAAUCUGGCAUGGAUUGCUCGAGCGAUGAAGAAGACGGCGAAUACUCAAAUAUUGUAUCGCCAGCCAAAUCUGCCGGUGAUGGGCCCGAAAAGAAAGGUCGUGGUCGACCGAGAAAAAAUACUCCUAGUGGUAAUAUCAGUUCGGCGUCCUCUACCAAAGGUCCCACGCUGACAGCCAAAAAGGAAGUUGGACAAGGUGCUAUCAAAAAGACCACAGCCAGAAGACGAAUGUCUCGACAGAAUUCUGUACAAAAACUUAAUAUCAAAAGUCGAGAGACCAUCGAUACCUCCGAUCCAAGUUCGUCAGAUGACGAAGAUAAGGGCGGUGGUGGUGGUGCAGGUGGUGGUGGCAACAGCAGCUCUGGCAUAAGUGGCAAAGGCAGCAGCAGCCGAGGUCGGGUGCUUCCAACAAAAGCAGCGAAAAAGGCAAAUGUGAUGCCUGUGAUGUCAGCGGCAGCAAGUCGACCUGUAGCAAUAAUACCACCAGUGUUGAAACACGAUGUGGUUGUGCCUGUAGCUCCGGUGCUCUCAAAUCGAAGAAUAGUAAAGCAAAUAAAUAAACGAGCACCAGUGGAGAAAUCAUCAUCGGACGAAGAUGAUGAUGACAAGAGUGAUGGGAAAAGUGACGACGAUGAUAAGGACUCAUCAUCGACCACUUCAUCAUCAUCAGAUACUUCCAUUGAUGAUCGAUUAUCACCAACACGUAUUGCAAAUGAAAAUACAACACACAGCAUGGGUGCUUCUGGACCAGGUGGCAGUAAUAGUUCUCACCGGCAUCAAUACUCACCAAUUAAAAAGCCAUCCAGCAAGAGUAAAGUUUCAUUGUCCUCAUGCAGCGAUGAUCAUUCCGACAGCGAAAGUGAAAAAUCAAGAAGAGAUAAGAAAAUCCGUGAUAAAACAAAAAGUGAUAAAAACAAAAGUGAUACCUUAAGAAAACUCUUCAAUUUGAAAGAUGGCGGAGCCAAAAACAAAGGCCAAGUCCUCAUUGUUGAUCAAUCGGAAGAAUUACAAAAUCAAGCCAAGGAACAACAGCUCCACCAUCACCAACAACAACAACAACAGCAGCAACAACAACCAAUGUUGCAUACAGCAACAACACCAAAUGCAGCAAUAAUACCAUCAGCAGCUGCUGCACAAGCAAUUACACCAAUAACACCAACAGCAAAUACAACAACUACAACUCAUCAUCAUGAGAAACUCUUAUCACCAAUAGCCUUUAAAAGUAAUAUUAGUAAUAGUACUGAAAACCUUAUACAGCAGCAAUCAAUUCUAAAUUAUAACACAAAUAAUAAUAACAAUAAUGGAAGCAACAACAACAACAACAGCAGCAACAGUCAUAUUCUUAAUAAUUCUAGUUCUUUAUUAAAUAAUAAUAAUAAUUCUAAUCACAGUAACAAUAGCAAUACAAUACCAUCAUCAUCGCAGAUGGUAGAACAACCGCGUUUAAAAUCACCCAGGAUAAUGACCCCCACUCAAGCAAUGACACCGGGAUCAGGGGGAUCAGGAAUCCUAGCAAAGACACCUGAUCGCAGUUCGGUAGAGAGAAAAAUGAGCACGAGAAUCACAACACCAACACGAACGCCCACGCGAACACCAACUCGAACGCCGACACGCACUCCAACGCCUACAACGCAACUCGCCACUAUCACCUCGCCGCAUUUAUCUCCAGCAGGUGUUGUAUAUGGUCCUCCAGUAAUUCCACAUCACACGCUGAUAUGCAAAAUUGAUUUGGCUCGUUUGCCGCGCUACAAUCCCGAAUGGAAGAAGAACCCCUACCGAUUGUAUGGACUGAGUCCUCGCAUUAGUAGUCCUGUAGCAGGCGAUGCUAUACUAGCCGCUGACCUGGCAGCCAGCAAUCGACAAAAGUCAGCAUCGAGAAGUGGUUCCUCAACGCCGACGGCUCUAUUGGGUUCAGGAGCAACAGUAACAGGAGUUCUUUCGGGAUCAAAAAGCGCCUCAAAUGGUGGACUAUUUGAAAAUGAGAAGCCUAUUGAUGUAUCUGCAGAUCGCGGUGGUGGUGGAACACCACCAAAGCCUGGUGACUACUCUGAAAAACUUCUGCAUCAUCCAAAUAACGGUUAUGUUGUAGGACGGGUGCCUCCAACGACAACCGCAACUACAACAACUGGUGACAUCAAGCACGAAAACAUCAAGUACGAGCAGGACGAGUACAAUGCAAAGUACAAUCUAAAGCUUGCCGGUGUCAAGCAGGAGCAACAAAUCAAAAAUGAAUUUAAGCCUGGCAAUGGGAGUGUCCUUGCCACUGGAAAUGGUGCUGACGAUGCAUUGAUGAUUGGUGCCUCGGCCAAUUCGGCAAUGGAAGAGAAACAACGACCGAUAUCGCCUUCUUCAUUGAGCAAUAGCAGUAGCAAAGAUGAGUAUAUUUCUGGUGCCAGUAAACCACGCAGGAAACGUAGUUCCAGUUCGAGUUCUAGUCCCUUUAAGGAAAAGAAACGAAAGAAGGAUAAAGAUAUGGCACAGAAGGAUAUGCUCGAACAACUUCCACCAACCAAUCACGAUCGGUUAAUGGAAAAACCUGCAUCCGCAUCUGCACCUUCUUCAUACAGCUUACCUCCCUUACAACAACAACAAUUAUUACUACCACCAGCAGUGACGUCACCAACGACGACAUCAACAGUGGCACCUCCACCUGCCCUAUUUCCGCCUCUCCAAAAUAACACAAAUGUCCCGCCAUUAUUACCACCCCAACAGCCAACAGCAACGGCAGGUGCGGUCAAGGUUUAUCGAUCAUACUUUGAGCGCAAUGAUGAUGUUAUGGGAGAAGGUCAUUGUGAUGCCAAACUUCUUGAUGAAGCUGUCCGGAGGAAACAUGCCGCCGACAGGGAAACCAACUCUUUCGAUCAAGUUACAUUGUAUCUUGAAGCGGCGUUAUACUUUCUCUUAUCCGGUGCCGAAAUGGAACAGGAUAAACGUACAGAGAAGGCUGCCUGGACCAUGUACAAGGAUACUCUAGCCUUAAUUAAAUUUAUUUCGACUAAAAUUCGAAGUCAGCAAACUGCGCCUAAUGGUCAAGCUGACAACCAUAAUAAAGUUGCAAUAUUAAGCCUUCGAUGCCAAUCUUUGAUCUCGCUAAAGCUUUACAAAAUGAAACGUAUCGAUUGUUGUGAAGUGCUUAAAAUAAGCAAUGAUUUCUUUGCCAAAGGUAGUACGGAAAUUGUUAAUGGAAAUACACCAUCAUCAAUAUCACCUACAAAUUCAGUGUGCUCACAGGGUUCUGGAUCAAAUACACCACCAGCUCAAAUGGUACCAUUGAAUGUGCAUAUCGCUCUUCAAAAGCAAACACAAUUUUUCAACUAUUUCAUAAGCUGUCACGAUUUAUGGGACCAGGCAGAUAUGUUGGUUAAAAAAGGAAAUCAUACUGAUUUCUUUAUUGCUCUCGACCACGAUUAUGGUCCCUUAACUUUACACAGCACAAUUUAUGACGUUUUUAAGUACGUCCAAGCUGGACUGAAAAAACUUAAAGAGAUGAAGGUUGAACCCGUCAAAUAUAAUUAGUUAAAAACUAUAUAACAACAAAAUGAAACAAAAAAAUUAAUAAACAAUUAGUUUAGCUGUGU